AUGGCCACACGCGCUGUACAGCUGGGUGGCAGGGGCGCUGCCUUGAAGCCGGGCGGCUUGCUGCUGAACAAGAAGGACCUCCGUAGCGUGCAUGAGGUGACUUUGGCGAACUACUCCGUCGAGUACUUGUACCUCCGCGAAAACGAGUUGGCAGAGUUCGACACGGAAGUCACAAUGGAGAACCUCAAGGUGUUGGAUCUGUCCAUUAACGAGAUUUGUGGGACAGUGGAUUUCCUGGAAAGGACUCCGUUUCUGCGCCACCUCUACAUGACAGGGAAUAGGGUGGAGUCGCUCCAUGGCAUUGCCAACUUCACUCCGCUUGAAUCACUGUGCCUCAGCGAAAACGCCAUCAACAGCUUUGAAGGGCUAGAGCGGCUCCCAAACUUGCGGGUGCUUUCUCUUAAUUUUAAUAACAUCUCCUCCUUCGAGCAUUACCCCAAUCUUCCCUCGCUGCACACCCUCAAUCUCGUGGGGAACCCGGUGACAGAAAUUCCCUCUUACCGCAGUAUGGCUAUUGCCAUCAACAAUCCCAAUCUUGUCACCAUCGACGGUAAUUCCGUUUCAGGGGAGGAGCGGGCUGCACUGGAGCACUACCAAGGAAAGGUAGCUUACUGCAUCUGCGAAGGCUUUGUUGUUGAGGGCGACAAUGUGGAGGAGGCUGCUGAUGCUUUUCUUCUUAAGCUUCAGCGUGCGCGAGAAAAGUCAAGGCACUUGCAGCUAUGCUCUAUUCGUCUCACACCGGAGGAUGAAACCCGCAACGUCCUCACAGAGGGCAUUCCGGUACGGCUCGCCUGCUGCUUGCAAGACAUUCGUCCAUACGAGCAGAGGGAGACGGAUAUGUUCUUCUCGCGUGAGUUGAUUCCCGCCACCUUCCGGAUCUCUGGUGAGGCCACAGAGGUUUUUGUGGUUGGUUCCAUGAACAACUGGACAGACCCCAUUGAGCUAGAGCGUGGUGGAGACGAGGGUGAAACUUACUUCCACACCACUCUCUACCUACCCGUUGGGGAGUACGAAUACCGCUACAUUGUGGACGGCGUUGAGGUUGACCCCGAGGCGAAUGGGGUGAUUUCCAAGUACAAACAAGGCUACUGCUACCUCUACAAAGUCCCCGAAGUGGAACCCGUGGAGGAUGAAAAGGACACUGUUCUGCACAUUCGCUGGAUGAAGAGCACGCCGGGUAGCCGCUACGAGACCAUUGAAGACAACAACACACUGACGUACACGCCAACCGCCGCUGACGUGGGUUGCUGCCUGCGCGCCGAGGUGCUUGCGUACGUUAACGGCGUUUUCUCCUUCUUGUACUUCGACAUUUCCACCCCUAUUGUUGCUGGUCCGCCGACGUGCCCCCACCUUGAGAUCAAGGGCAAGGCUGUGGAGGGCCACGUGUUGGUGGCGGAGGCCGACUACGUUGGCGGCGUUGAGGGCAAUUCCCACCUCAGCUGGUUCCGCAUUACGCCGGACGGCCAGGAAAUUACCCUUGAGAUGAACGAUCCCUGGGCCGGUUACAAGCUGACGAGCGAGGACGUCGACUGCCGUGUCAAGGUGGAGUUUACGCCCGUGCGGGCUGACUGGGUGGCGGGCGAACCCAAAUCUGUUGUCACUGCACCCGUCAUGGCAGGCGCUCCUGAGUGCGAAUCCAUCAAGAUAAUCGGCAACCUUAUCGAGGGAAGCGAGCUGGGGGUGGAGGUUGUCUACUCUGGCGGCGUGGAGGGGGAGAGCUACUACCAGUGGCUCCGCAAGGACGACGCCUCGGAGGAGUACUCCCCGAUUGAGGGGGAGAACACCACGCGGUAUGUUCCGACGCUCGAAGACGUGGGUAGGUGCCUGGCGGUGGAGUACACCCCCGUCAACAAGCAGGGCGAGGAGGGUGAGACGUGUCGCUGCGUGCUGGAGACACCCAUUGAGCCGUCCGCGCCGGAAAUUCAAAACCUCAAAAUUAUGGGCGAGCUAACCGAGCAGCACGUGCUCACGGUCGAAUUUGACUACACAGGCGGGCACUUUGGACCCCACAUGAUUCAGUGGUUCCGCCGCGAUCGCGCCAAGCGUCUAACAAAGGUUGGACGCCCCAACGCCGCAACCCUCGCACUCACUAAGCGUGAAGUCGACUGCACGAUUGAGGUCUCGGUGACACCUGUGCGCCUUGAUGGUGUACAGGGGCGAACCGUGACUGCAAAGUCGGACGGCGUCGUUUCUGCUGGCAUUCCGCAAACCAACUUCCUGAACGUGGUAGGUGAGCCCUUGGUUGGGAACACCUUGGAGCUGGAGGUGGAAUACUUUGGCGGAGAGCCUGGCGAACCGAUCAUUGAGUGGGAGCGUGAGGUGCCAGGCACAGAGAACUUUGAACUGGUCGAGACGGGUGUGCGCAACUACACGGUUCAGAAGGAGGAUCAGGGAAGAUUGCUCCGUGUGACGUACACGCCGGUGCGCAUGGACGGCACCCCUGGAGAGGCGAAGAGCCGCAUCGUGCAGGUGCCACGUGACGGGGCAGGUGACAAGGACGAGGAAAAUGAACUGGAAGUUGACGUGCAUGAGGCCUCGGAGGAGCCUGCAUUGACGCGGCACGUGGACCCGAAUGCCCCGACGGCGCCGCAUGAGCUGGAGUCGGAAGAGGAAGCGAAGAUCGCCGCAGCAGGGAAGGAGGAGGCAAUGGAGCACGUGAAGGAGCACAAGGAGGUUCCCGAGGAGCACAAGGAGGUUCCCGAGGAGCACAAGGAAGUACCCGAGGAGCACAAGGAAGUACCCGAGGAGCAUAAGGAAGUACCCGAGGAGCAUAAGGAGGUACCCGAGGAGCACAAGGAAGUACCCGAGGAGCAUAAGGAAGUACCCGAGGAGCAUAAGGAGGUUCCCGAGGAGCACAAGGAAGUACCCGAGGAGCACAAGGAAGUACCCGAGGAGCACAAGGAGGUUCCCGAGGAGCACAAGGAAGUACCCGAGUAA
Molecule: messenger RNA, 2937 nt
Organism: Trypanosoma conorhini
Lineage: Eukaryota; Euglenozoa; Kinetoplastea; Trypanosomatida; Trypanosomatidae
Product: leucine-rich repeat protein
Exons: 1
Coding region: 1-2937 (978 amino acids)
Cellular component (GO): plasma membrane
Molecular function (GO): protein binding
Source: RefSeq, a predicted model, not a curated record